Molecule: messenger RNA, 3563 nt
Organism: Corythoichthys intestinalis (scribbled pipefish)
Lineage: Eukaryota; Metazoa; Chordata; Actinopteri; Syngnathiformes; Syngnathidae
Gene: kdm7aa
Product: lysine (K)-specific demethylase 7Aa
Exons: 18
Coding region: 73-2490 (805 amino acids)
Biological process (GO): regulation of transcription by RNA polymerase II; protein demethylation
Molecular function (GO): transcription coregulator activity; histone demethylase activity
Source: RefSeq, a predicted model, not a curated record
GCAAUUUCCGGCCGUCGAAGCUCAAGUCUCCGCCCCGCAAUCCUUCCUGCGUUGUUUGGGGACAGUAGCAAGAUGGCGGCGGCCCCGCUCUACUGUGUCUGCCGGCAGCCCUACGACGUGAGCCGGUUUAUGAUCGAGUGCGACACCUGCAAGGACUGGUUCCAUGGCAGCUGCGUACAUGUGGAAGAGCACCAAGCCGUGGAUAUUGAUGUUUACCACUGCCCCAACUGUGACGUCCUACAUGGACCCUCCCUAAUGAAAAAGCGAAAAAAUUGGCACCGCCAUGAUUACACGGAACCCGAUGGAGCCAAACCGGUGCAAGCAGGCACCCCCGUGUUUGUCAAGGAGCUGCAGAGCAGGACCUUUGCAAGCGGCGAAGAAAUCAUGACGCGCAUGCGCGGAGAGCAGGUGACUCCCAAAUUCCUGGAGCGCUCCGGCUUCCGCCAACCCAUCGUGGUCACCGAAAUGGAGGGCCUGGGCCUCAAGCUGCCACCGCCCACGUUCGGCGUGCGGAACGUGGAGCAGUACGUGGGUGGCGACAAAGUGAUCGACGUGAUCGACGUGGCGCGCCAAGCCGAUACCAAGAUGAAGCUCAGCCAGUUCAUCAAGUAUUUCACUAGCCCGCACCGGCCCAAAGUUCUCAAUCUCAUCAGUCUGGAGUUCUCCGACACCAAGAUGUCCAAACUGGUGGAAGUACCCGACGUGGCUCGGAAAAUGUCUUGGGUGGAAAACUACUGGCCCGACGACUCCUUCUUCCCCAAGCCAUUUGUGCAGAAGUACUGCCUGAUGGGCGUCAAAGACAGCUACACCGACUUCCAUAUCGACUUUGGGGGAACGUCCGUGUGGUACCACGUCCUCUGGGGCGAGAAGGUGUUCUACCUGAUCAGGCCCACGCCCGCCAACUUGGCGCUUUACGAAGCCUGGAGCUCCUCGCCCAAUCAGAGCGAGGUGUUCUUCGGGGACAAAGUGGAUAAAUGCUACAAGUGCGUGGUACCGCAGGGAACUACAUUGCUAAUCCCGACAGGUUGGAUCCACGCUGUCCUCACCUCUCAGGAUUGCAUGGCGUUCGGCGGCAACUUCCUACACAACCUCAACAUUGGCAUGCAGCUCAGGUGUUAUGAAAUGGAGCGUCGUCUGAAAACGCCCGACCUCUUCAAGUUUCCUUACUUUGAGGCCAUCUGCUGGUACGUGGCCAAGAAUCUUCUGGAAACGCUCAAGGAGCUUCGAGAAGACACGCGACCGCCUCCGACGUAUCUAACGGAAGGUGUCAAGGCUUUAAUUUGCGCACUGAAGACCUGGCUGAAGAGAGAGGUGACGCAACCCAACAGCGAGGUCCCGGAUAACAUCAGGCCAAACCAUCUCAUUAAGGAGCUCACCAAGGAAAUACGACACCUAGAGGAGGAUGGGAGCAAUGGAAUCAAGCCCCUCAAAUCUCAGGGAAGCGUUUGCGGAGGCUCCAGCGGGUGCACGUCCACCCGUGCCACGCUAGAGCGUCUGUGCCAGGCGCGGCAGGCCCGCCGCGCCGCCCGUCGCUUAAGAGAGCAGCAGCGACACAUUCCCAGGACGCCAUCUAACCUGGACAUCCUGGAGAGACACACCAGGGAGGUGCUAAAGAGGCUGGAAGUGGGACCCCUAGAGGAGGAUCCGGCGUUCUGCACCAAAGUUCGCGGGAAGCUCAACAAGGCGUCCACGGCUUCAGCGGCCGCCGCCGCGGAGUCCCUUGAAGAAAACCACCUGAGGCUCAUGCUGGUCAAUGGCAGGAUUAUACGGGACAUGAGACGGCCCGCGGCAAGCCCAAGAGCUCACAAGAGCAAGCCAGACAGAAUCAAUCGAGGCCCGCACGCCGAUGCCCAAAAAGUCGUCGCAGGAGUAGAGAGAGUGAAGAGCGAACUCGGGGAAGAAGCGUCCGGAAACUCGUGCGCGUCAGACGAGGAUUCGGACGUCGACGCGCCUACGCAGCGCAAAGCGUCGCCGCUUUCGUCGUCCUCCGACGAGGAGUCCGAGGAAGACGAGCGAAGGCAGAAAGGACACACCAUCGAGCUGGACCAGCCUCGCCAGAAGACACUCAAACGAGAACGCCCUACCUCACCCAGCACGGAAGAAGCCAUUCAGGGGAUGUUGUCCAUGGCGGGCCUGCUGUGCCCCUCCGAGCCGGAGAAGGCGGCCUCGCCCGGGGAGCCCUGGUGGGCGUCCGGCGCCCCUCGGGGUCCGUCGGCUCGCCAGCAGGGGGACUCCAGUCCCAUGGACAGCCAGGGGAACAGCAGCGAGGCCUGGGACAAUCGGGGCCUGCCCAGCCCGGAGCACAACUACCAGUACUGUGACCCCGACAUGUCGCCGCCUCUGCACCCCUCCAAGAGGCACGCCCCCAACCCCCCGCCCGUCAGCAAUCAAGCCACCAAAGGCAAACGUCCCAAAAAAGGCAUGGCCACCGCCAAGCAGAGACUGGGCAAGAUUUUAAAAAUCAACAGACACAGUCGCGUUUUUGUCUGAAAACAACAGACUUUUUGAUUAUUUUUUUUUUUUUCAAAGAUGAUGAUGCUAAGAGGACAAACGACGCAGGGUCACGCACCACUUCACUACAAGCACAGUCACGGCCAUUAAAAAAAAAAAUGGAGGAAGGAGCGACUGUGGGCAUUAAAACGGAGGACGACGACAAUGAGGUUUACCAAACAACUUUUGGCGCCACGGGUUUUUAUUUUGGGUGGUGGAUUUCAAAAAAUGGUGCUCACGCUUUGUAAGACUCACCAGCAAUAAUGAAAACUAAGGGCAGCAGCUUCCCCCCCCCCCCCCGCUUUUUUCACGCUUCACUUUUUCUACAAGCUUAUUGCUGCCCUCUGUCGGUUUGAAUCUUAAGGACAAGCUCAAGAAUAUUCUACUUAAUUUAUUCAUUUUAUCUGUGAUUUCUUUAUUUGGAUGUAUUUAUUAUUAUUGAAGAGAUACAAUUUUAUUCUAUUUUGGAAGUUUUCUCUUUGUUUUCCUGUAAAUGUGGCGUGUUUGCAUUGAUGUGCUUGUCAUCUUGUUGUGUAGCAGCUGAUUUGCUAAUUUUCAAUUUAUCCAAUAGCCAGUUUUUAUUUUGUUUUGAGUUUUUAUGGGCCUUGUGCGACUAGAACGGGUUUUUGUUUUUCUUUUAAACCUCAAUCCACUCACGCCACUAGUAUUCUGAGCCACUGUGGCGCUGGGAGGUUGCGAGGCACUCGAAUUAGUGCUGAUUUUCGCAGUUGUUGACUCUCAGGGAAUGAUGCCAUGAACAGAACCUUUGAUUAAAAAAAAAAAAAAAACACCAGCCAUGUCAUGAAUGCAGACGGAGAUGUUCUCAUGUUUUUUUUUUUCUUUCCCCCUCCUACUUCAAAAUAUUUGUUCAUAGAGACAUCCUAAAAAGAUGCCAUGUAGCUUUAAGCUCUGCUCAGGUUGACGUGCACAUGACAUGCAGGUGUAUUGAAAAUGUCGCUUUUGUUGGUGUUGCCGCAUCUUUUUUCCUCUUCUGGCAUUUCUUUGUUCAUGCGUGUUGGUUCCCAAAUUGCUCAUGUUCAGAACAAAAUAAGAUACAAACACUGGCAAGCUGA